AUGGCGCCGCCAUCGCCGGCGCUCCCGGACGAGCUCGUCGAGGAGAUCCUCCUCCGCCUCCCGACCGAUGACCCCGCCUGCCUCCUUCGGUCCUCCCUCAUCUCCAAGGCCUGGAGCGGCGCCGUCUCCGGCCCCAGCUUUCGCCGCCGCCUCCACGAGCUCCACGGUGCACCCCCCAUGCUCGGCCUCCUCCAUAACCAGGCCAGCGAGUCAACCCGCUUCUUCAUCCCCACCACUGCCUCGCCCUUCUCCCUCUCCGCCCCGGACGGCCGGUCCUGGCUGGCCCGCGACUGCCGCCACGGUCGCGCCCUCUUCUUCCCCAAGGGUCAGGACGCCGAGGAACUCCUGGUGUGGGAGACAAUCACGGGCGCCCAGCACCUCGUGCCUGUGCCCGCGGCGUUGGAGCGCGGCUACUUGACUGCGGCCGUGCUCUGCGCGGCGGAUGGGUGCGACCACCGCGACUGCCUCGGGGGCCCUUUCCGCGUGCUUUUCGUCUUCCCCGGCGGGCAUGGCACGUCGGCGUGCGUCUACUCGUCGGAGACCGGUGCCUGGGGCGAGCCGACCUUGACGCAGGGCGAGUUAAUGGGAUGCAUACAACAUUCCUGCAUUCUCGUCGGCAGCUCUCUGCUCUACUUCGUCUCCUACAACAUGGGGGAGAGUGGAACGAUCCUGGAGUAUGACUUGUCCACACACUCCCUGACUCUGUUCAGCGCACCAGACAAGCACUGUGGCCUGUAUAAUCUCGUGCUCACAGAGGACGGUGGGCUGGGUGUAAUCCAAGACUUGCAUCCACAUCUCAAAUUGUGGACAAAAGAGGCGAGUGGUGGCGCUGAGGCACGAUGGGUGCUGAGCCGAGUCAUUGACCUGCCCAAUUUGCUCCCAACUAGUGUCCGCUUGGAUGAAGGUUAUAGAGUGCUAGUGGUGGGCUUUGCCGAGGGAGCAAAUGUCAUUUUUGUUAGUACAAUGGCCGGACUCUUUGCAAUUGAGCUACAAUCUGAGCAGGUGAGGAAGGUGUGCGAUCAUCGUAGCUUCCUUAAUGUGGUUCCAGUUGUCACCUUCUACACUCCUGUGCCCCGAGGCAACCACCAAAAUCUGUUGCUGUCCAAGCCUGGUGAGGAGGCAGGUGGUGAGGAGGGUGGAGAGGAGGAGAAAACAGUAAAUCAGGCGCAACAACUGGCCGACCAUGGUUCGAAUGCUAUCAAGGACGGGAACUUUGUCAACACUUCCGAAAGCAUCCGCCACGACCACAAUAUCAGUUAA
Molecule: messenger RNA, 1260 nt
Organism: Triticum turgidum subsp. durum (durum wheat)
Lineage: Eukaryota; Viridiplantae; Streptophyta; Magnoliopsida; Poales; Poaceae
Source: the annotation of a GenBank genome assembly